GGGGCUGAUGCCGCGAACGCUCGACAGCCAGAUCACGUUAGAGAAGACGCCCAGCUACUUCGUGACGAGGGAGGCGCCGCGCCGCAUCUCCGGCAUGUCUCAUGAAACCAAGCUGAUUGUCGUGGUGAGAAACCCCGUCACGAGAGCCAUCUCAGACUACACACAGACUCUUUCUAAGAAGCCUGACAUCCCAACGUUUGAGGAGCUUGCUUUUAAGAACAGAAGUUUGGGUCUUGUAGACACUUCUUGGAACGCCAUUCGAAUCGGGAUGUAUAUUCUGCACCUGGAGAACUGGCUGCAGUACUUCCGCUUGUCGCAAAUGCAUUUUGUGAGCGGCGAGCGGCUGAUAACGGAUCCGGCUGGCGAAAUGGGCCGUGUUCAGGACUUCCUAGGACUCAAACGAAUAAUCACAGACAAGCACUUCUACUUCAAUCGAACCAAAGGUUUCCCCUGCCUAAAAAAGCCGGAGAGCAGCAGUCAGCCGCGAUGCCUCGGCAAAUCCAAGGGCAGAACUCACGUACAAAUUGACCCGGAGGUCAUAGAGCAGCUGCAAGAAUUUUAUAGGCCUUUUAACAUAAAAUUCUAUGAAACUGUGGGACAAGACUUCAAGUGGGACUGA
Messenger RNA from Nematolebias whitei (Rio pearlfish), 619 nucleotides. Its product is annotated as heparan sulfate glucosamine 3-O-sulfotransferase 2-like. The transcript has a single exon. The record is from RefSeq and is a predicted model, not a curated record. The annotation marks the transcript as partial. NCBI's taxonomy places the organism in Eukaryota, Metazoa, Chordata, Actinopteri, Cyprinodontiformes, Rivulidae. Gene Ontology annotation, molecular function: [heparan sulfate]-glucosamine 3-sulfotransferase activity.